Molecule: messenger RNA, 303 nt
Organism: Elephantulus edwardii (Cape elephant shrew)
Lineage: Eukaryota; Metazoa; Chordata; Mammalia; Macroscelidea; Macroscelididae
Gene: CSTA
Product: cystatin A (stefin A)
Exons: 3
Coding region: 1-303 (100 amino acids)
Cellular component (GO): cytosol
Molecular function (GO): cysteine-type endopeptidase inhibitor activity
Source: RefSeq, a predicted model, not a curated record
AUGAUGCCUGGAGGCUUAACAGAAGCUAAGCCCGCGACUAGAGAAAUCCAGGAGAUGGUGGAGCAGGUUAAGCCACAGCUUGAAGAACAAACAAAUGAGACUUAUGAAGAAUUUGAAGCUGAGGAGUAUAAAACUCAAGUGGUUGCUGGAGUAAAUUACUUCGUUAAGAUACGAGUAGGCGAUAAUACGUACAUUCACGUGAAAAUAUUCAAAAGCCUGCCUGGACAAGAUCGAAGUCAGUCUUUGACACUUACUGGUUUCCAGACUGGCAAAUCCAGGGACGACGAGCUGGUGGGCUUUUAG